Rhincodon typus (whale shark) is the source of this 1326-nucleotide messenger RNA. Its product is annotated as RING-type E3 ubiquitin-protein ligase PPIL2-like. Gene Ontology annotation, cellular component: catalytic step 2 spliceosome. The transcript has 6 exons. Gene Ontology annotation, molecular function: ubiquitin-ubiquitin ligase activity; peptidyl-prolyl cis-trans isomerase activity. Gene Ontology annotation, biological process: protein polyubiquitination; protein peptidyl-prolyl isomerization. NCBI's taxonomy places the organism in Eukaryota, Metazoa, Chordata, Chondrichthyes, Orectolobiformes, Rhincodontidae. The record is from RefSeq and is a predicted model, not a curated record. Bases 76 to 546 code for a protein of 156 amino acids.
GAAUCAUACUGGGGAAAACCUUUCAAGGAUGAGUUCAAACACAACCUGUCACAUGCAGGGCGAGGCAUCCUUAGCAUGGCCAACUCAGGACCCAACACCAACAAGUCGCAGUUCUUCAUUACAUUCCGCUCAUGUGUCUACCUAGACAAGAAGCACACAGUGUUUGGAAGAGUUGUUGGUGGUUUUGAGACCUUGACAGCAAUGGAGAAUGUGGAGAGUGACGUAAAGACUGACAUGCCAAAGGAAGAGAUCAAAAUUGAGAAGACAGCAGUGUUUGUGGAUCCUUUUGAAGAAGCAGAUGUUUUGAUCGCAGAAGAACGGGAGAAAGCUCGGAACAAGGAGGAAGAGGCAAAAGCCAAAGCAAUGCCAGUUGUGCCUAAACGUAGUUCAAACGAUGGUCCAAAAACCUACCGGCAAGGUGUUGGGAAAUACAUUAACAUGGCAGCUACAAAACGAGUGGCAGUGGAUCAAGAUAGCAGUCCAUCCACCAGCAGCAGCAAAAAAAUUAAAGGCAUUACUGGCUUUGGCAACUUCAGCUCGUGGUAGGACUGACACAAACAGCAAGUGAAGAGACCAGCAGCAGACAGCAGCGUUGGCAUUCAACCCUACAAGAUCUCUUUCACAUUCAAAAGACCUAAAAGAUCAAAGGUUGCCAAAGAAGUGACUGAAUUUCUAUGUAAAGGAAUCUUCCUGAAAUAGGUAAAUGUAGUGAGGUAGAGAAAGUUACAGUUUCCAUUUUCAGUGUAUAUGAGAAUGUUGCAUUUGUUUCCUUGAUGAUGGGCCAGGUUCUGCACAUUAUUGCAAUCUGGCUGCACACAGAUGAUGUGAUUAGUUAUCAUUUCUCUUUUUAUGUAAAAAGAUAUAAAUUUCUCAUUUGCUGCAUCAAUUAAACUCAGUUGGUUUCUUAGCUGAGCUGAUUCAUCCUGCUGUGCGAUCCUAUUGAGUUCAGACUUCCUUGUAAUGAAACUAACCAGGUGUAAAUUGAAACAUAGAAAAUAGGUGCAGGAGUAGGCCAUUCGGCCCUUCAAGCUUGCACCACCAUUCAAUAUGAUCAUGGCUGAUGUAAUCUCAGUACCCCAUUCCUGCCCUCUCCCCAUACCCCUUGAUCCCUUUAGCUGCAAGAGCCAUGUGUUUAUUUCCAUUGCAGUGAGCAACUGGCACUACCACUAACCAUAUGUUUCAAAACAAGUUCAUUUUACAUUCAUAAAGUUAUUGAAACAUUUCAGAGAGCUCUUCCUGCUCCAGUGACUUCAGCCGCUUUACUGAAGGAUUAACAAGCCUCAAUGUGAGUAAUGUGGUUACAAUAAAAGGACUUUAGACAUCAAA